Vidua macroura (Pin-tailed whydah) is the source of this 11672-nucleotide messenger RNA. RefSeq names its product teneurin transmembrane protein 3 (gene TENM3). Gene Ontology annotation, cellular component: neuron projection; membrane. Gene Ontology annotation, biological process: signal transduction; heterophilic cell-cell adhesion; neuron development. The record is from RefSeq and is a predicted model, not a curated record. Lineage: Eukaryota; Metazoa; Chordata; Aves; Passeriformes; Viduidae. Gene Ontology annotation, molecular function: protein homodimerization activity; cell adhesion molecule binding; protein heterodimerization activity. The coding region runs from base 516 to 8825 and encodes 2769 amino acids. The transcript is spliced from 33 exons.
CUGGGGAGGGCCCCAGGGGUACCCAGGCCCUGCCUUCCCACCCUGCCAUCCUCAGAACACGCAGGAAACUGCAGGGAGCCUCUUGGUCACCAUUGUCAUUCAUCUGACAAAAAGAACCCCUACCUGCUCGCAGUGGUGCAUCCAGCUUCUGCAAGGAGCUAGAAAAGCAGGUGUAAUGACUACUCUUCUGAGAUGAGCUCUUAAUUAAUGCACAGAGAUCCUGAAAGUCCCACCUCUCGACAGUCAUGAUUGACAUCCAAGGAUACAAAAAUUGCACUAAUUGAGCUUUCCAUUUAUACACUUUUCUGCAGCCAGCUCAUCAGAAAAGAUUCCUGGCUCAUUAGAGAUCCACUCACAUGGAAAGCUGAAGGAGUCUAUUGCAAGGUGAAAGAAAGUCUGUGAGACAUUGGCAACAAUCAGGCAACUAUUUCUUUAACUUUAGAGGUGAAUGUAAGCUGAAUGUAGAGAAGACUUCCCAAUAAGCUGGACUGAUGUGCACAGAGAAGGAAUGAAGUAUGGAUGUGAAGGAACGUAGGCCUUAUUGCUCCCUGACAAAGAGCAGACGGGACAAGGAGCGUCGCUAUACAAAUUCUUCUGCAGAAAAUGAGGAGUGCAGAGUGCCUACUCAGAAGUCUUACAGCUCCAGUGAAACCUUGAAAGCUUUUGAUCAUGAUUCCUCUAGGUUGCUGUAUGGAAACCGGGUAAAAGAUUUGGUCCACAGAGAAGCAGAUGAGUAUACCAGACAAGGACAGAAUUUUACCCUAAGGCAGUUAGGAGUUUGUGAACCAGCAGCUCGUCGAGGACUGGCAUUUUGUGCGGAAAUGGGGCUCCCCCACAGAGGUUACUCUAUCAGUGCAGGGUCAGAUGCUGAUACUGAAAAUGAAGGAGUGAUGUCUCCAGAGCAUGCCAUGAGACUUUGGGGCAGGGGGGUCAAAUCAGGGCGCAGCUCCUGUCUGUCGAGCCGUUCCAACUCAGCCCUCACUCUGACUGAUACCGAACAUGAAAACAAGUCCGACAGUGAAAAUGGUCCUCCCAUGCCAUCCUCCUCAUCUAGUCCAUCAGUUACUGAACAUUUACACUCCCCUCCUCCAUCACCCAAUCUCCAUGACAACCAGAGGUGGUUAUUAAGUAAUAAUGCCAGCCAGCCAGUUCAGGACUCUGAUACAGAUGAGGACUAUACUGCCGGCUCAUAUCUAGUACAGACCAGUGAUAAUCCAGUAUCUGUCCCAGGUCAUGAACAACCUCCAAAUAACCAAGGCCAGUCGACCCUGCAGCCUUUGCCACCUUCUCACAAGCAACAUUCAGCACAGCAUCACCCAUCCAUCACCUCACUUAACAGAAACUCACUGACAAAUAGGAGGAAUCAGAGUCCGGCCCCGCCGGCUGCUUUGCCCGCCGAGCUGCAAACCACACCUGAGUCAGUCCAGCUGCAGGACAGCUGGGUGCUUGGCAGUAAUGCACCUCUGGAAAGCAGGCAUUUCCUAUUCAAAACAGGAACAGGGACCACACCGCUGUUCAGUACUGCAACGCCAGGGUACACAAUGGCAUCCGGGUCUGUUUAUUCCCCUCCUACUCGGCCACUACCUAGGAACACUCUAUCCAGAAGUGCUUUUAAAUUCAAGAAGUCUUCGAAGUACUGUAGCUGGAAAUGUACUGCACUCUGUGCUGUAGGGGUCUCAGUGCUGCUGGCAAUACUGCUGUCCUACUUUAUAGCAAUGCAUCUGUUUGGCCUCAACUGGCAGUUGCAGCAGACUGAAAAUGAUACAUUUGAGAAUGGAAAAGUGAAUUCUGAUACUGUGCCAACACAUCCUGUAACAGUUCCUGCUGGAGACAGUGGAAAAUUAGGAGGAUUUGCACAAGAAAACAACACUAUAGAUUCUGGAGAACUUGAUAUAGGCCGAAGAGCGAUACAAGAAGUGCCCCCUGGGAUUUUUUGGAGAUCACAGCUCUUCAUUGAUCAGCCACAGUUUCUAAAAUUCAAUAUAUCCCUUCAGAAAGAUGCAUUGAUUGGAGUAUAUGGUCGAAAAGGCUUACCACCUUCACACACUCAGUAUGACUUUGUGGAGCUCCUGGAUGGCAGCCGGCUGAUUGCAAGGGAGCAACGCAACCUGCUGGAGUCAGAGCGAGCAGGACGGCAGGCGAGGUCUGUCAGUCUCCAUGAGGCAGGUUUUAUCCAGUAUUUGGAUUCUGGCAUCUGGCACCUGGCCUUUUAUAAUGAUGGGAAAAAUGCAGAGCAGGUGUCUUUUAAUACCAUAAUUAUAGAGUCUGUGGUGGAAUGCCCCCGAAAUUGCCAUGGUAACGGUGAAUGUGUUUCUGGAUCUUGCCAUUGUUUUCCUGGGUUUCUGGGCCCCGAUUGUUCGAGAGCAGCCUGCCCGGUGCUGUGCAGUGGCAAUGGGCAGUACUCCAAAGGACGCUGCCUGUGUUACAGUGGCUGGAAGGGCACCGAGUGUGACGUGCCUACGAGUCAGUGCAUCGAUCCCCAGUGUGGGGGAAGGGGCAUCUGCAUCAUGGGUUCUUGUGCCUGCAACUCUGGGUACAAAGGAGAAAACUGUGAAGAAGCGGAUUGCUUGGACCCAGGCUGCUCCAGCCACGGUGUGUGCAUCCACGGCGAGUGCCACUGCAACCCGGGCUGGGGGGGCAACAACUGUGAAAUCCUGAAAACGAUGUGCUCUGACCAGUGCUCUGGUCAUGGCACCUACCUUCAAGAGAGUGGUAGCUGCACCUGCGACCCCAACUGGACAGGUCCAGAUUGCUCCAAUGAGAUCUGUUCCGCGGACUGUGGCACGCACGGCGUGUGCAUGGGCGGCACGUGUCGCUGCGAGGAGGGCUGGACGGGCGCAGCCUGCAACCAGCGGGCCUGCCACCCCCGCUGCGCCGAGCACGGCACCUGUAAGGACGGCAAGUGUGAAUGUAGCCAGGGAUGGAACGGAGAGCACUGUACCAUUGAGGGCUGCCCUGGUUUGUGCAACAGCAAUGGGAGAUGCACACUGGACCAAAAUGGCUGGCACUGUGUCUGCCAGCCAGGAUGGAGGGGAGCAGGUUGUGACGUAGCCAUGGAAACUCUCUGCACUGACAGUAAGGACAAUGAAGGAGAUGGGCUAGUUGACUGUAUGGAUCCUGACUGCUGUUUGCAGAGUUCUUGCCAAAACCAGCCUUAUUGUCGUGGACUGCCUGAUCCCCAAGAUAUCAUCAGCCAAAGCCAACAGUCGCCAUCUCAGCAAGCUGCCAAAGCGUUUUAUGACCGGAUCAGUUUCCUCAUCGGAGCAGACAGCACCCAUGUCAUACCUGGGGAAAGCCCUUUCAACAAGAGUCUUGCAUCUGUCAUAAGAGGCCAAGUAUUAACUGCUGAUGGAACACCACUCAUUGGAGUCAAUGUUUCCUUCCUGCACUAUCCAGACUAUGGAUAUACAAUCACUCGCCAGGACGGAAUGUUUGACUUGGUAGCGAAUGGUGGUGCCUCUCUGACACUGGUGUUUGAGCGAUCACCGUUCCUGACACAGUAUCACACAGUAUGGAUUCCCUGGAAUGUCUUUUAUGUCAUGGAUACCCUUGUCAUGAAGAAGGAAGAGAAUGACAUUCCCAGUUGUGAUCUAAGCGGAUUUGUAAGGCCAAACCCUGUUAUCGUGUCAUCGCCUUUAUCCACUUUCUUCAGAAUUUCUCCUGAAGAUAGUCCCAUCAUCCCAGAGACACAGGUACUUCAUGAAGAAACAACAAUACCAGGGACUGAUUUGAAGUUAUCAUACUUGAGCUCCAGGGCUGCAGGAUAUAAAUCUGUACUGAAGAUUACUAUGACCCAAUCUGUUAUACCAUUUAAUUUAAUGAAGGUUCAUCUUAUGGUGGCAGUGGUGGGAAGACUUUUCCAAAAAUGGUUCCCUGCAUCCCCAAAUCUAGCAUACACCUUCAUUUGGGAUAAAACUGAUGCAUACAAUCAGAGGGUCUACGGAUUAUCUGAAGCUGUUGUGUCUGUAGGUUACGAGUAUGAGUCUUGCUUGGAUCUGACUCUCUGGGAAAAGCGGACUGCCAUUUUGCAGGGUUAUGAACUAGAUGCCUCCAACAUGGGUGGUUGGACAUUGGAUAAGCAUCAUGUAUUGGAUGUUCAGAAUGGAAUCCUCUACAAAGGGAAUGGUGAAAAUCAAUUUAUAUCUCAGCAACCUCCAGUUGUUAGUAGCAUUAUGGGCAACGGGAGACGACGCAGCAUAUCCUGUCCAAGCUGUAAUGGUCAAGCUGAUGGUAAUAAAUUACUGGCUCCGGUUGCCUUAGCCUGUGGGAUAGAUGGCAGUCUGUACGUGGGGGAUUUCAACUACGUUCGGCGGAUAUUCCCAUCUGGAAAUGUAACUAGUGUUCUGGAGCUAAGCAACAACCCAGCUCACAGAUACUACCUCGCAACUGACCCUGUGACGGGAGAUUUGUACGUUUCUGACACGAACACGCGCAGGAUUUAUCGGCCCAAAUCGCUCACUGGUGCAAAAGACCUGACCAAAAAUGUUGAGGUUAUAGGAGGAACAGGGGAGCAGUGCCUGCCAUUCGAUGAGGCAAGGUGUGGUGAUGGAGGCAAAGCAGUGGAGGCAACUCUCAUGAGCCCUAAAGGAAUAGCAAUAGACAAGAAUGGGUUAAUCUACUUUGUUGAUGGGACCAUGAUCAGAAAAGUGGAUCAGAAUGGAAUAAUAUCGACUUUGCUUGGCUCCAAUGACCUUACCUCAGCACGACCUCUAACCUGUGAUACCAGCAUGCACAUCAGCCAGGUUCGUCUGGAAUGGCCUACAGAUUUAGCUAUCAACCCAAUGGAUAACUCCAUUUAUGUUUUGGAUAACAACGUGGUUCUGCAGAUCACUGAAAACCGUCAGGUUCGCAUUGCUGCGGGGAGGCCGAUGCACUGCCAGGUGCCUGGGGUGGAGUACACGGUGGGCAAACACGCUGUCCAGACCACGCUGGAGUCUGCCACUGCCAUCGCCGUGUCCUACAGCGGGGUGCUUUACAUUACAGAAACAGAUGAAAAAAAGAUAAAUAGGAUAAGACAGGUCACAACUGAUGGAGAGAUCUCUUUAGUUGCUGGAAUACCCUCAGAGUGUGAUUGCAAAAAUGAUGUUAACUGUGACUGUUACCAGAAUGGAGAUGGCUAUGCUAAAGAUGCCAAACUUAAUGCCCCUUCCUCCUUAGCUGUCUCUCCAGAUGGCACCCUGUAUAUUGCUGACCUGGGAAACAUUAGGAUACGGGCUGUGUCAAAGAACAAACCCUUAAUGAAUUCAAUGAACUUCUAUGAAGUUGCUUCUCCAACUGACCAAGAGCUGUAUAUCUUUGAUGUCAAUGGUACUCAUCAGUACACUGUGAGUUUAGUCACCGGAGACUACCUGUACAAUUUCAGCUACAGUAAUGACAAUGAUAUUACCGCGGUGACGGACAGCAAUGGGAAUACUCUUCGGAUCAGGCGGGAUCCCAACCGAAUGCCAGUAAGAGUGGUCUCUCCUGAUAACCAAGUCAUCUGGCUGACCAUAGGCACCAAUGGAUGUUUGAAAAGCAUGACUGCACAAGGGCAGGAGCUGGUCUUAUUUACCUACCAUGGCAACAGUGGACUUCUGGCAACUAAAAGCGAUGAGACUGGAUGGACCACUUUUUUUGACUAUGAUAGCGAGGGCCGUCUAACAAAUGUUACAUUCCCAACUGGAGUCGUCACUAACCUUCAUGGGGAAAUGGAAAGGGCCAUUACAGUGGACAUUGAGUCAUCCAGCAGAGAGGAAGAUGUCAGCAUCACUUCCAACUUAUCAUCAAUCGAUUCUUUCUAUACCAUGGUUCAAGAUCAGUUAAGAAAUAGCUACCAGAUUGGUUAUGAUGGCUCACUGAGAAUCCUGUACGCCAGCGGCCUGGACUCACACUACCAGACAGAACCACACGUCUUGGCUGGCACUGCCAACCCAACCAUGGCAAAGAGAAACAUGACCCUUCCUGGGGAGAAUGGGCAGAACCUGGUGGAGUGGCGAUUCCGGAAAGAGCAAGCCCAAGGAAAAGUCAAUGUCUUUGGCCGAAAGCUUAGGGUUAAUGGCAGAAACCUCCUUUCAGUUGACUUUGAUCGAACCACGAAGACAGAAAAGAUCUACGAUGACCACCGUAAAUUCCUGCUGAGAAUUGCCUACGACACGUCAGGGCACCCCACCCUGUGGCUCCCGAGCAGCAAGCUGAUGGCUGUCAAUGUUACCUAUUCAUCCACAGGUCAAAUAGGCAGCAUACAGCGAGGCACGACUAGUGAGAAAAUAGAGUAUGAUGGACAGGGAAGGAUAGUGUCUAGAGUGUUUGCUGAUGGGAAAACCUGGAGUUACACAUACUUGGAAAAGUCAAUGGUUCUUCUGCUCCAUAGCCAACGGCAGUAUAUCUUCGAAUAUGAUUUGUUGGAUCGGCUUUCCGCUGUCACCAUGCCCAGUGUUGCUCGUCAUACCAUGCAGACUAUCCGCUCCAUCGGCUAUUACCGGAAUAUAUACAACCCCCCGGAAAGCAAUGCUUCUGUUAUAAUGGACUACAACGAGGAAGGGCAGCUCCUUCAAACUGCUUUCCUGGGGACAAGCCGGAGAGUAUUAUUCAAGUACAGACGGCAGACCAAGCUCUCAGAAAUUUUAUAUGAUAGUACAAGAGUUAGUUUUACUUAUGAUGAGACAGCAGGAGUCCUGAAAACAGUAAACCUCCAAAGCGAUGGUUUUAUCUGCACCAUUAGAUACAGACAAAUUGGCCCAUUGAUUGACAGACAGAUUUUCCGCUUUAGUGAAGACGGAAUGGUAAAUGCCCGAUUUGACUACAGCUAUGACAAUAGCUUCAGAGUGACUAGCAUGCAAGGUGUCAUCAAUGAAACCCCAUUGCCUAUUGAUCUCUACCAGUUUGACGAUAUCUCUGGCAAAGUUGAACAGUUUGGAAAAUUUGGAGUUAUAUAUUAUGAUAUUAACCAGAUCAUUUCAACAGCUGUAAUGACAUACACAAAACACUUCGACGCACAUGGGCGCAUCAAGGAAAUUCAGUAUGAAAUAUUUCGGUCAUUAAUGUAUUGGAUUACAAUUCAGUAUGAUAACAUGGGACGAGUGACGAAAAGAGAAAUUAAGAUUGGGCCAUUUGCCAACACCACUAAAUAUGCUUACGAAUAUGAUGUAGAUGGUCAGCUCCAGACAGUUUAUCUGAAUGAGAAAAUAAUGUGGCGAUACAACUAUGACCUGAAUGGCAACCUGCACUUGCUCAACCCCAGCAGCAGCGCCCGUUUGACACCACUUCGGUAUGACCUGAGAGACAGAAUAACUCGACUGGGAGAUGUACAGUACAGGUUAGAUGAAGACGGGUUUCUGCGUCAGAGAGGUACCGAAAUCUUUGAAUACAGUUCAAAGGGCCUUCUUACUCGAGUUUAUAGCAAAGGCAGUGGGUGGACAGUGAUUUAUCGUUAUGAUGGACUUGGACGACGAGUUUCCAGUAAAACUAGCCUUGGGCAGCAUCUCCAGUUCUUUUACGCAGACCUUACCUACCCAACUAGGAUAACUCAUGUGUAUAACCACUCCAGUUCUGAAAUCACAUCUCUAUACUAUGAUCUGCAAGGACAUCUUUUUGCCAUGGAAAUUAGCAGUGGAGAUGAGUUUUACAUUGCAUCAGACAAUACAGGGACACCACUGGCUGUUUUCAGUAGCAAUGGUCUCAUGCUUAAACAAAUUCAAUACACUGCUUAUGGAGAGAUCUAUUUUGACUCUAACCUUGACUUCCAGCUGGUAAUUGGAUUCCAUGGAGGCUUAUACGACCCACUGACCAAACUAGUCCACUUUGGAGAAAGAGAUUAUGAUAUACUGGCAGGCCGGUGGACAACACCUGAUAUUGAAAUCUGGAAGAGAAUUGGGAAGGAUCCAGCUCCUUUUAAUUUGUACAUGUUUAGAAAUAACAACCCAGCCAGUAAAAUACACGAUGUGAAGGAUUAUAUCACAGAUGUUAACAGCUGGCUGGUGACAUUUGGCUUCCAUCUGCACAAUGCCAUCCCUGGCUUCCCUGUUCCGAAAUUUGAUUUAACAGAACCAUCUUAUGAACUUGUGAAGAGCCAGCAAUGGGAAGACAUUCCACCAAUUUCUGGAGUGCAACAACAAGUGGCGAGACAAGCAAAGGCUUUCCUUUCCCUGGGAAAGAUGGCAGAAGUGCAGGUCAGCAGACGGAAAUCCAGUGGAGAAAAGUCGUGGCUGUGGUUUGCCACGGUGAAGUCUCUGAUUGGCAAAGGAGUGAUGCUCGCUGUCAAUCAAGGCAAAGUGCAAACAAAUGUGCUCAACAUUGCUAAUGAGGACUGCAUAAAAGUGGCAGCUGUUUUGAACAACGCUUACUACCUAGAAAACUUGCAUUUCACUGUGGAGGGAAAGGACACACACUAUUUUAUCAAGACCACCUCCCCUGAGAGUGACCUUGGGACACUGAGGCUGACAAGUGGGCGUAAGGCCCUGGAGAAUGGCAUCAAUGUCACUGUUUCCCAGUCCACCACUGUGGUGAACGGCAGGACUCGUAGGUUUGCUGAUGUUGAAAUGCAGUACGGUGCUCUAGCGCUUCACGUCCGCUAUGGCAUGACACUUGAUGAGGAAAAGGCCCGGAUACUGGAGCAAGCCAGGCAAAGAGCUCUUUCCAGUGCCUGGGCCAGAGAACAACAGAGAGUAAGAGAUGGAGAGGAAGGCGCCAGGUUGUGGACAGAAGGAGAAAAGAGGCAGUUGCUAAGUGCUGGAAAGGUACAAGGAUACGAUGGGUACUAUGUACUCUCUGUGGAGCAAUAUCCAGAAUUAGCAGACAGCGCUAACAAUAUACAGUUCCUCAGACAAAGUGAGAUAGGAAAGAGGUAACACACUGGCUUAGCUCAGGCUGCCAAAGAGACUGUGUACCAGUGUCUUCUAAAAAGGAGACCAAACUGUUUUGCUGCAUUACUACUUGAGCCUAAGCUUACAUCUUUGCUCAGAUUUUUUCUGUAGCACAAUCCAGACUCUGUAACUAAAAGAGCGCCUUCUGGAAGAAUGAUACUGCUAAUGACAAAACUUUUUUUUUCUCAAUGACCUUAAAGGUGAUCUGCUUUAAAGAAUAUGUUUACAUAUGCAUAUCGCUGCACUCAAGUUGGACUGAAAAAUAUUAAAAAAAAAAAAGAAGAAAAAAAGAAAAUAAAAAGGCCUACAGAUUUUGCAACAGGCUGUUUCUUUGAGGCACUGUAUUUAAUUAAGAUACAGACCCAAACAGUGUUUCCAAAUAUUACUGAAUUGUUGACCUUUGCUUACAAGUAGUCUCUUUCUUUCUCUCUCUCUUUUUCUCUCUCUUUCUCACUGCAUAGGAUGUGGUAUAUAUCUGUUAAUUUUAAAACAUGGGGCAAAAAUUACUGUUUAUAGACAACCCAACUGCAUUAAACUGUGCUGCUUUCUAAAAGGACAUUGGCACAAGUGACUUAUGCUACCAUGGGAAUUUAAUAAUGGAUUUUACAAUGCUAACAUGGUUUGCCUUGGGGGGAAAAUGGCAAGUAGAAUCCUUGUUGCAUAUAAGCAAAGGAAACCCUGAUUUUUUUGUAAAUUAUGUGAGACAAGUUGUUUAUGGAUUUUUAUAUGAAUUACAAUUUACUGUACAUCAAAUAUUAGUCUCAGAGGAGUUAAUUUAUGUAAAGUGUUUAAAAAAGUUUAUACUUAAAAAUAAAAUGAUAAAAACAUGUGCUGUGUGUGAUUUUUUUUAAAGAAAAAGGAAUUGCACCUUUUAUGUUAUAGCUGUACAGUAUAAAGGAUUAUAUUGUAGAGAUAUAACAGUGAUGACUAAUGUCCAAAAGUGUUAAUAUUUUUGUAUUAGGUUUAAAGCUGUGCAUCUAUCACUCUGCUGAUAGGAUGGGACACUCCACAAAGUGGCUGGCUGAAUCAGACCACAGCUCCCUCCCCUCCCUCUCCUGUCACCCAGGCCAGUGCCACUUCAUCAGUCAUUGUUAGAAGGCACAGUAACCAAAUAAGUCUCAUUUAGUAUGAUGGAAGACUUUAAUAGGUUGGGGUUUCCUUGUCUUUUUCCAGCCCUAAUGUAAUAAAUGGACAUUUAUUCAUACCAGGUGGGGUUUCUGUUGGUUUUUUAGAAGCUUUGUUUCACAAUGGAGGAAUAGUGUCUCAGGUGCUUGGCAAAUUGUAUGUAGAAGAAGAAGAAGAAAUGAUGUAGUUUCAUCCAGUUAUGUCAACUUUGUCUUCUGUAUAAUACAGCUCUUUUAGGUGUUAAUAACUCCAGAUAGAAGAAGCGUACCUCUGACCUGAUGCUACAGAAUUGCUCUUUAGGCAGGCAGGCUGUUCAGUAGGUUCAUCUCCUGGCCUUCAGCUGGCAGAUCAAAUCUCAUUACUGUGAACACAACCUGGGGAUGGAGAGGAAGGUCCAGUUCUAGUGCCUAGACUGCAUCUCCACACCACUGCAUAGAUUUGACAUGCUCUGCUCCAAGGCCCAGUAUAUUUGCUGCAGGAAGAACUGAAGUGUGCAGCUGGUUCCUUAUAGGAAGCCUGUGGUGGCAUCUAUGGCAUCUGUUCUACAUCUUGGCUGAAACCAUUCUUAGAGCUUUAGUCUCAUAAGCACUAAAUUCAGCCACAAAAAUAAAUAUUUUUAAGAUGAGACAAAAUUGGGGGUUUUGAUGUUCAUUGAAAUAUACACAGUAUUUCUAUCCAUGUAUUAUAAUGACAGAACAUAGUAAGUGAACGUGUCUUAACUAUGAAUGGUUCAAGUGGAUGUAAUAAAAAUAGUUUUCUAACUGCUUUGUAUUCUGAGAGUCUAUGGUAUUACAUACUCUAAAUUGCACAUUAGGAUUGUUUGAUAAACAGAUUUGAAUUUCUCCCAGCCAAGUCGCUACCGAAUCUACAGUAUCAGUGCUAUUACUGUAUGUGUGUAUUUGGUAGAGCAUACAGAACUAAUUACACAUAUAAUGAAUGCUAAUCAUCUAUUAGAAUUAAAGCACAGAUUAGUUGUUAGUACUUUUACCCUUGAAGCUUGAGGGCCCUAAAUUUAGAGAGGAUGGUAUUUCAGACCCCAGAGGUGUGUCAUUGAGCUACGUAUUCUUUUUAAAAGAUGUAAAAUGCUAGGUGUUUGCAGUUCUGUUGGGUGGCUCUUCCACAGCACUGUAUUUAGCAUGCUGUAAGUGCUCUCUGUUGAAAUAGGCUCAUAUUCUAAAUUAUGUCCAAUGUUUCUGUUCUGUUUGAAUAUGAAAAGCUUGUAUAACAUGUCAACAUUGAAAUAUAUCUUCUACUUGGCGCAUACCAGUCCCUUCUCCUUUGUUCUGGCACCAAUAAACAACAAAUUAUAGUAUCUGUUGGUGAUCAUUUUAGAUACAGUCAAAUCAAGCCAAUUAGUGGCCUUGUUAGUAGGUAUAAUGAGCCUAUUUCUUGCUAAAAAAGACUUGUGAUCUGGACAUGUUCCUGCAGGAAAUAGUGACCUUGGGGAAUAAAGAAACAAAAGAUCUUUUUAAAGAAAAAAUAUGCAUAAUUAAAGAAGCAUAUUACAAAAAUAAGAAAAAAAGAAAGGAGAUUCUAAGUAUUUUAGACAAUGCCAGUCAAAAUGCUAUCCUGAUAUUUUGAGAUGUAUAUUUCGUCUGAUUUGUAUUGUUCUUUUAAUUUGCCUUCUUAACUUUAUAUGUGUCCUGAAUUUUCCACAAAUUGAUAACUAUAGAUUGCAUCUAGGCUUUCCAAUAAAAGCCAACCCAA